This is a messenger RNA of Chrysoperla carnea, 979 nucleotides long. RefSeq names its product GATA zinc finger domain-containing protein 1. Gene Ontology annotation, biological process: chromatin organization. The coding region runs from base 67 to 834 and encodes 255 amino acids. The record is from RefSeq and is a predicted model, not a curated record. Gene Ontology annotation, cellular component: nucleus. The transcript is spliced from 3 exons. NCBI's taxonomy places the organism in Eukaryota, Metazoa, Arthropoda, Insecta, Neuroptera, Chrysopidae.
UUAUGAUGUUAGUAAACUAAACAUUAAAAUAUUAUCGUGAACUGAAAAUUUAUUAAGUAGUUGGACAUGCCUCUAAGUAAUAUCAAACCAAAAUGUUCAAAAUGUGAUAAAACAGAAUCACCUUUGUGGAAAACAGUUAAUGAUGUUCAUAUGUGUUUAGAUUGUUUUGAAUCCAAUAAAGAUAACCUAAAAGUAGAACCUGAAGAUAACGUAACUAUUAAACAAGAAGAAGUAGAAUCCAAUUGUAAUGAGGAAAAUAAUAAAAACGAAAAUGAAAUCAAUGGAACGAAAUUACCACUUCGAAAAAGUACACGAAGUACACGAUAUAAACCUAAAGUGAAUCCUCUCUCAUUCACAAAACCAUUAACGCCAAAAGGAAAAGGAAGGCGAAUUAUUUUCAAGAAAACGCCAAUCAAAGCACCAUCAGCUGUAUCCACUGUCGUUACAAGCAAAUCUAUAUUUUUUAAAGGAAGUUAUAUUCAGGUAGGCGAUAUAGUAUCCGUAAUUGAUACAGAAGGUGAUACAUACUAUGCACAAAUUAGAGGAUUGUUAACAGAUCAAUAUUGUGAAAAAAGCGCAGUAUUAACAUGGCUAUUACCAACAAAAGCCAGUCCCGCACCAGCGCUUGGAUUCGACCCUGCAACUUAUAUAAUUGGUCCUGAUGAAGAUGUUCCUAGAAAAUUAGAUUGUAUGGAGUUCAUUAUGCACGCUCCUUCGGAAUAUUAUAAAGCUAAAGAUACACCUUAUCCACCUGUUGAUGACGAAGCUACUUUACAAAAUGGUUUCAUUUGGACAACAUUAGAUCCUGUUUCGAAGAUAAAUAAUGAAUCUUAAUUUUUGUGUUUUAUUGAAUUUUAUUUAUAAGAUGUCUAUGUCAAAUCUAGAACAAUCACAGUGCAAACUUAAUAAUUCUUCUUAUUAUAUACUGAAAAUUCGACAAUUUUCUUAUUCAUGAUUUUUAUUAAUAACGUUAACUCAA